This is a messenger RNA of Condylura cristata (star-nosed mole), 2002 nucleotides long. It is a transcript of the gene FBXO7, whose product is annotated as F-box protein 7. The coding region runs from base 164 to 1732 and encodes 522 amino acids. Gene Ontology annotation, molecular function: protein kinase binding. Lineage: Eukaryota; Metazoa; Chordata; Mammalia; Eulipotyphla; Talpidae. Gene Ontology annotation, biological process: positive regulation of autophagy of mitochondrion; autophagy of mitochondrion. The transcript has 9 exons. The record is from RefSeq and is a predicted model, not a curated record.
CGGGCGACCGCCGGGGCGGGGCCUUCCCUCCGUUUCACCUCAGCCACCCCCCGACUGCGGAAGUCGCCGCUCCCGGGCCGCCGCGGCCUCAGGCGGGAGCUGCCGGGCCGCACCGUCGUCGCCUCGGGGUCCAGCCCCCUGACUCCCCCACCCCGCCGCCGCCAUGAAGCUGCGGGUCCGCCUUCAGAAGCGGACCGGGCCGCUGGAGAUUCCCGACGCCGAGCCGACGCUGGGGCAGCUGCGCGCGCAACUGAGCCAGGCCCUGCUGCCCACCUGGGGGUACAGUUCUGAUACCCGGUUUGCAAUUACAUUGAACAACAAGGAUGCCCUCACUGGAGAUGAAGAAACCCUGGCUUCAUAUGGGAUUGUUUCUGGGGACUUGAUAUGUUUGAUUCUUGAAGAUGCCAUUGCAGCACCUAACUUACCUUCAUCCACAGAUUCAGAGCAUUCCUCACUCCAGAAUAAUGAGCAACCCUCUUUGGCUGCCAGCUCCAGUCAGCCCAGCACACAGAAUGAACUACUGAGUGAUUCAUUCCCAGAACAGGCAGCCCAGUCCGAUGUCUGGAAUGAUGACAGUAUGUCAGGGCCUAGUCAAAAUUUUGAAGCUGAGCCAGUUCAAGACCUGGUGGAAGUGGAAGAGGGCCCAGGUGUCUACCCCACAGAACCAAUGCUCUGCAGUGAGUCGGAGGACGGGCGAGUGCCACACUCACUAGAGACCCUGUACCAGUCAGCCGACUGCUCUAAUUCCCACGAUGCCCUGAUAGUGCUGAUACACCUCCUGAUGCUGGAGUCGGGUUACAUACCUCAGGGAACUGAAGCCAAAGCUGUGUCCAUGCCAGAGAACUGGAAGUCGGGGGGCGUGUACAAGCUGCAGUACACGCACCCUCUCUGUGAGGACGGCUGUGCGGCGCUCACCUGCGUGCCUUUGGGGACGCUCGUUGUGGUAAACGCUACACUAAAAAUCAAUAAUGAGAUUAGAAGUGUGAAAAGAUUACAGCUGCUGCCAGAAUCUUUUAUUCGCAAAGAGGAACCAGGGGAAGAUGUAGCCAAGAUAUACAAAGAUCUUCAGAAGCUUUCUCGCCUGUUCAAAGACCAACUGGUAUACCCUCUUCUGGCUUUUACCCGACAAGCUCUGAACCUGCCGGACGUGUUCGGCUUGGUGGUGCUUCCCCUGGAGCUGAAGCUGCGCAUCUUCCGACUCCUGGACGUUCGUUCCGUCCUGUCUUUGUCUGCUGUUUGCCGCGACCUCUUCAUCGCUUCAAACGACCAGCUCCUUUGGAGGUGUUUAUAUCUGCGGGAUUUUCGAGAUGGUACUGCCAGAGUUCGAGACACAGAUUGGAAAGAACUGUACCGUAAGAGGCACAAACAGAGAAAAGAAGCCCAGAGAGGACGGCACGGGAUGUUCCUGCCGCCGUCGCCCCACCCCAUUCCGUUCUACCCCAACCCCCUGCACCCCCGGCCCUUUCCCCCCAGUGCUCUUCUUCCUCCAGGCAUCAUCGGCGGUGAAUACGAUGAAAGAAUACUUCCCUAUGUUGGGGACCCAAUCAACUCACUCAUACCUGGGCCUGGGGGGACACCCGGCCAGUUCCCCCCACUCAGACCACGUUUUGACCCAGUUGGCCCACUUCCUGGACCGAACCCCAUCUUGCCCGGGCGAGGUGGCCCCAAUGACAGAUUUCCCCCAAGACCUGGCAGGGGUCGGCCAAACGACAGCCGCUUACCAUUCAUGUGAUUGACUUGUGAUCUCACUCUGGGGCUUGCUAUGGUUUUGGUUUUUAAAAACUACAGCUGUCAUCUCAUGUGGGUGCUGUUCUCUUGUGUUCCCUAACUGUGUGGCAAGAAACACACUCACAGUAGAUAUAGGGAACGCUCCGGGGGUGGCGUGGCCGGAGAUGUCUGCAGGCCAGGGUUGGCCUUGGUAGCUGGCUACGGACUGCCCGCUCCAGUUCCCUUUGCUCACGGAUAAUGUUCUAUACCAGAUUAAAAGAAUAGUGUAAAUUCA